UAUGUUUCGCUAUUUUUAUUGUUGUUUUAAUAAAAUGUACAAGUUAUCCUAAUAAAUACACUUUAAUACUGACUUAAAUUGUUCACAUUGACAUUUUUGUACUGACCAUGAAUAGCCUAUCUCUAAGAAUAAUAAGAGGUGGAACAAAGAAAUCUAAAAAUUCAUUUGGAUUCUCGUUACUUAAAAUUCAAGAAUAUGAAGUUUCAGGUAUUAAUGCAGAAUUGUAUGAAUCCUUCAACAAUUCAAAAAGUCCUGAUGAACAGUUACACAUAUUAAAAAAUACUUUGGAAAAUAGUAAAUAUGUAUCAGACUUGUCCUUAAUUGAGUUCCUUGUUGUUGUAUUUCUGCUGGCUGCAGCUAAACAUCCAAUAAAAUGUUUCAUAACAAGGCACAUCACUAAGAACAUAAAUUUACAACAGCCUUUCUCAGACACACUAGCAAGUCAUAUAGCACAGUAUGUAGCAAAAAGACCUAAGUCAUACACUGAGUAUGUGUGUGUAGCAAUGAAAGUAGCCACAUGCAUUGAAAAUUUUCCACCUGGAUCAAAUGCUGUAAGAGCUGUUGAAGUAAGCUUAACUGAGUAUUUAGUGACUUGUUUGGAGUGUUGUAUUAAGACAUUAAGAGAUGAACAAGCAUUGUCACCAACAGAAAAGAAUGAAAUAUUCAACUUAGCUCAUUUAGCUGUAAGAUUACUCCUAUAUAUUAUACAGAAAAUCAAUGAAAAAAAUACUGAGAACAUCAUGUGUAUGUUUAUUGCUAUAAGGUUGUGUAUUAAAGAGUUAAUGUUUGAUGAUGAUGUUCCAAUGGAUACAAAAUCUGUGUCAGGAAUACUAUUUUUGUACAUGCAUGUAAUUGAGAAUGGACCUGAUUCAUGGUUAGAUUUAUUUGCUUCCCCAACCGACGACCUUCUUACAUUGUUAAGAAAUGAAGCGGCACAGUUGGCCCUAUAUUCUGCAAUACCGACAGUAGUAACAAUGGAGAGUUUGCAGUCUCAAACUGUCGCAGGCAAGUCAAUUGUUAUUGUAUUGACUCAAAACAUUGUGGCUAUUGGAGAAAGGAAUCCUUCAGAGUCCACAUUAAGCCUAGGUGUUACGCGAACAAUAUUACAAAUCAGUAAAAGUAUAGAGCGGUCCGGCGACGAAGAUGUGUGUUCAGGGCUUGUUGCUGUUCUAUUGGAUUUUGUGUGGCCUCAUUUAGACCAUCACAUGGACAGUGUGAGACAUUUGACUGCACAAACACUGACCAAUGUCGUUAGAUAUUGUACAAAGUUACAAAAUCAAGGUAACAACAAACCCUUAGACUGGGUUUACACCGCCUUGUCAUCGCUAGACAAAGGUCGCAAAAGUUACUACGUGAGCGUGACGUCACUAGUCAUCUGUCUAGGAGCUAGGAACUUCAUAAGACAGUUUCCAGUAGUCAUCUGUGAUCUUGUUGCAGCAUUACAUGUUCAACCAGUUCAAGCUAGUGCAACAACAGCUCUUGAGACAUUAUUGCAGAAUCAUGCGCCACAAGCAAGCACACAGUGCAUUUACGAACAGUGGAUAUUACCUAUACUGUCGCAUGUUGCCAAUAGUACCCCAGACUCAACUAUACUCAACAUACUCGAGAACAUAUUGGCUAAGGCUUUGUCGCUUGAUGAGAACCUCAUAAGUUAUAUUUUGCCGCAUAUUAAACAAUCGUGCGAGUCUCCUCACAAGGACAUCAGAUGUGUGCUCAUGCUAGUUAAUGUGGUGCAGAGGUCCAACCUUUCUGCUCUGCAGAUAGAAGAAGAGGAUGAAGAGGAGUGGGGAGGGCUUAUCCGAUAUGAUGUACUUGAGGCAGCUGCUGUUGAUGCAGUUGAUGAAACGCGUGUACUAGUGCUGGCGUUGGCAGUGCAAGGGAGGCGGUUGUCGUGCCCGCUGGCCGCUCGCCAGUUGCGUCUUGUGCUGCGGAUACUACACUACAGCGCUGCGCCUUCACCGCAUGCUCGCCAUCUCAUGCUGGGUCUACUCGGGAAGUUUAUAAAACGUUUAGAAGACAGUUUUACAGUACUAAAAAGACAAAAAGAUUCUUCAGACUCAAGAAAUAAGAUUAAUUAUUACUUGGACUUCAUCGAAGAGUUUAGACGUCAGUGCUUCUCAAAUUUGAUACGAGGCGCCAACUACAGCCGGCGAUUUGUAGCUCUACAGUUAUUGAGUUGGUGCGAGAAUGCCCAUUUGGAAGGCUACGAAAGAACGUGGACUGAGGAAUAUGUUGAGAAUUUAUUACUGCACUUAGAAGACAGUUACGAGAAUAAUAAAGCGCUGGCGUUAGACAUACUCGAUAAAUGUCCCAUACAACUGUUACAGCUAAAGACUUAUAGUGUCAGUCUAGAGUUAGAUGAUAUUCUAGCGCAGGCGUCAUGCAUGAAACCGACAGAAUGUGUCUCGGCUGCUUACAAACUCGAUCUACUGGUGAAAAAGCUACCGGGUCGGAUAUUACAGGGAAAAUCAUGUUCAGCCGCAGAGCCUGUAAUCUACGUGCUGGUGGAGCGUAUGGUGCGGGAUUUGCGCGCGCAACUGCGGACUGCAGUACGCAGCGUGGUCCGCGCCGCUCGUGCUGCGCCCCUGCACGGUCUGCUGCACUGUCUCCGAAGCACCCUCCACUCGGUGAACACGCGAGCUAUAUCUGAAGACAAAUGCUGGACAUCGCUGAUAAGCCAGCUGAUUGAUACGUGUAUUGAGGUGACAGACGCGGUUGCAUGCGUGGUGAACAACUCCUCGCCUGAAGGUCACCUGCCGAUGGAUGCAUCAGGAGUCUCCGUUACCGACACUGGGAACUCUGGUGGCGUAGUGCUAGAGGAUGGUCGUCCCGUUACAGCUCAAAUGGUCCUACUCUGUGCAUGGAGAUCCGUCAAAGAGGUUUCGCUCUUAUUGGGUACAAUAUCAUCCCGGCUGACGGUGGAAGGCGAGUGCAACGGCAGCGGUUCGCUCUCAGUCAAGCAGAUGCAAGCGCUUGGCGAUCAUUUCACUUCUCUACUGACGCAUACCAAGCACAGGGGAGCAUUUGAACAGGCUUACGUGGGUUUCACGAGACUACUAUCCAGACUGUGGCGUUGUCGCGGGCCGCGACUGCACGGGCUGCCGGCGGAGUGGCUGCGGGCCCUGCUGCGGUCACUGGCGGCCGCACCGGGCGGCGCGAGGUGUGCCACGCGGCGCAGCGCCGGGCUACCGUUCACGAUACAAGCAAUAGUAACAACGGAAAUAGAAGUGCAAGGCAACCCAAAAUGCUUUCAUCAGUGCAUGAAAACAUUACUGCGUCUCGCGUGCCCACCGUCACUUUCAUAUAAAUAUAGAGAUAUCUAUACAACGAAGCUACAGGAUGGAACAAGUAAUCAUAUUGACAGUGAAGAAAUGGUAGAUAUAAUUCCUGACGAUGUACCCGUGGAGACAAGAACACAUAGUUUGAAUAUUCUGCGCGCAUUGUACCGUAAUUCAGCACUAGAAGAGAGCGUCAGUUCGUACGUGGGCACAGGAUUUAUUGUAGCGCUGUCUGGAUUUGAUGGUGAUACAUGGGCGGAACGCAAUUCGUCGACGCUGGCAUUGAGCGCGCUAGUUUCGCGCGUGUUCGGUGUUGCGCCGGCGGAAACAUCAACACCGGUCGAUCGACAUCGCUCUAACACUAUGACGGGACGCAUCUUCUUUCUCCGAUACCCCCGACUCUACGACUUCAUGUUGGAGAAAUUAAAAGAGGCGAGCACAGACAAAGAUAAUCAACUCCGGCCGUGUCUUUACCCAAUACUGUUGGUUCUGGCGCGGCUGUACCCGUCGUCUCUAGAAGGCACGGUCUCCACACUGAAGCUGGUCGCGUUUGUACCGCACGUGCUCGCGUGUGCCAGGAGUAGUGUGCUGAAAGUUCGACAACUGGCCGCUAAAGCGAUGGUGCCACUUAUAUCGCCUGAACAAUACAUUCCGCAUCUGGAAAUGACACUUACUAUAAUAAGAGACGUCAAUAUAAAACGAAACUACUGUCAUGGAAUAUUACUGCAAUUGGUUAAACUGUUCGCCUCUAAACCGGAACGUCUGUGUGAUAUGCAGACUAUUCCACUCUCGCAUCUCUUACCUAAGACUCUUUGGAUAUUAGAACAAGCUGUGAUAGAUAAACCUUGUUACUUAUUGGCUGAUGAGUAUGUGAAAAUGGUCAAUCUGAUAUUGUGGCGGUUCCCCACAUUACUCCAGAUAGAUAUAAUAUCCAAAAUUGAGAAUUAUCUAGAACAACUAUUAUUCUACAAACAAGCGCCCAAUAUCGACUCUGGAAGAGAUAUAUGUUUAGCAAACACUCUAUACCUGUAUUUAAUUAUUUUACAUAAACAAAACGAUAAUAAAAUCCCAGAUGCAAUAUAUAAAGGCUUAUCACAUAAAUCCUAUGAAGUAGUAUUGUCCACGUUAAAUUAUUUGCUAAUUUCACACAAUAACAUUGAAAAUAAUUGUAAAUUCCAAGAGCAUUUAUAUUUGUUAGCAAAUGAAAAUAUAUUGCAUAAACUGAGAGAAAACCACACAUAUAUAGACAAAUUAUGUGAAGUGUACAAAAGUAACAAAUAUUUAGAAUGUAUACAGAAAACAUUGAAAGUGUUAACAUUAGAAAAUGACACGCAAAAACGUAUUAUAGAAAUUAAAACUAAUCUUACAAACAUAUCAGAUGUAUAUGCUAUAAGAAAAAUAAUAGAGUUUAUUCAAGAAGAGCACUAUAAUUUAAUACAUAUUUACUUGGAGUGUUUGUCGACAUUCAUAUCUAGGAGAGUAAAUGAUAGUAAUUUAAUGAAGGAAACUAUACUGACCGUAAUAAGGGUCAUAUACGAUUGUAGUUCAUCAGAUAACACAGAUGACACAAGGAGAGUUGUUGUAGAUUUCCUUGAGAAGAAUCUGAUAGAAUUAUUAAGCUUGAAAUUAGAGGGCAUGUGUGAUGAAGACAAAUUUGAAUAUAAAGCAACACUAUUAGCAACAAUAGUAACGGUCCUCGAAGACGACAACGAAUCGCUACGACAACGUACAUCAAACGCAGUGAUGAAGUUAGUGAAUAACGAUAGUAUUACUACCUCAGUGAUUCCUAGUAAAGCUGCGGAGAUGUUAAGAGAUUAUAUAGAAGAGUUCACUGAUCACAAUACAGCUAUAUUCCUUGUGCUAGCUCUCUUGGAUUUUAAAUCUGAAGUGUGUCUAACUGAUGAAAUUACAGACGAGUGCCGUGUUUUCGAUCAAAAUGAGAGGUACAAUAUAUUUUUAGAAGAAACCAUCUUGACUAGUGAGUGUGGUGAUAAAAUUUUAGGCCUGUGUGAUAAAUUGAGUUCCAAUAUAAUAGAGUACAUAUUGAAUAUCUUAGAUAAUAAUAUGUAUAAAAGAACUUUCGAGAAUUUAUGUUUUAAUCAUAUAGUUACUUUAAGAAAAAUUAUCAAAGGUGAGAUAGUGUCUAACAAUAAUAUUAUGAACCCUAAAAUAGAACUUCUUAUAAAUAAAUUAACUAAAUGAAUAUUUUUACAAUGAGAACAAAAUAAUGAAAAUUUACAAUACAAAUGAAAAAUAAAAUAAAAAAUCGUUAAAAAAUUUCAAGAUUUAUUUACUAACACUCACUCAUCUGUUCAUAAUCUUGCAACAAAGAAAGCAUUAAUAAUAUAGAAUAUGAGACUUUAUAUACAUCACUUUUAAAGUUUAUUCUCACAUUUAUACAAAUUGUAUAUCUUGUAAUAACAACCCCUGUUUUGGAAAUUAAACAAUGUGUAAGAAAUUAUAAAUAUUAAUAUAUUUUAGAUGUUGUGUUUUUAUAACAAUAGCUAUAUAUUACAGAAAUCUACUAGUAUGUACUACUUCAA
Messenger RNA from Achroia grisella, 5821 nucleotides. RefSeq names its product thyroid adenoma-associated protein homolog (gene THADA). Gene Ontology annotation, cellular component: cytosol. The transcript is spliced from 25 exons. Lineage: Eukaryota; Metazoa; Arthropoda; Insecta; Lepidoptera; Pyralidae. Bases 108 to 5480 code for a protein of 1790 amino acids. Gene Ontology annotation, biological process: tRNA methylation. The record is from RefSeq and is a predicted model, not a curated record.